GCGCAGGGGCCCUUGUAUUGUCCAAUCAGGAUCCGACAUACUUGUGACGUCACGUGUUUCCCGCACUACGUGCAGCCUCAAGGAAACUGUCAGCCAAGAAGGAACAAUCCUGACUUGACGGAAUAGACACAGCGAAAAUAGACUAUUCGGACGCAGCGAACGUCUGUUAUAACUUCUCGAAAUUGCGUUAUAUUCGUCGUUAUAGUGAGCUAAGGCCGUCAUGGCGGUCGGCAGAGGCUUCUUCGACCAAUAUUCUGUGUUCUGCGUGUUCGGUUCGGUCGUCGGUUGUGUCGUUGUGCCUCUUAUCACACAGUCAGUGGAGAGUGUCAUAUUUUCGGCCAUCGUUAUCAGUCUAACCGCGACUCAUUUGACUAAACGAGCAAGCAAAUCCGACAAUACAACUCAGGUUUACGCCAAGGAAUUAGACAAACGGAACAACCGAAAGAUAAAGGAUCGCGACGUAACCAACACUCAGCCGAAAAAGAAAAAGCCAUCGAACCAACAGAUACUUCGUUCUUCAGAGGUCAGAAAGAGACGUGAUGAUGAGCUCAGGAAGCUGGAACUAGCAAAGCAAUUAGAAUGGGAUCGUAAACAAGAAGAGAAAAAAGAAAGAAAGCAAAAGAAAAAAGAAGAAAGAAUGAGAAAGAAAGAACAAGAAAAGGAAGAAAAAGAGAGGGAAGACCUCAAGUUAAAGAGAUUAAAAGAAGAACGUUUACGGGAUAGAUACCAAGACAAGUCAUCCUUGAGGUCUGAUAACUCAAAAGUAAGAGGGGCCACAACAGGCAAAGCAACUAGUACAAGGAAAUCUGAUCACUCAACAUAUAAAACAUCUAGUUCCUUCAAACCACCAGCGUCUCCUGUAUUGACACUAACUACACUAUCAAGGCAGCCUUCAGUAUCUGAAGAUGUGGACAGUAACCUACCAAGCCCACCCCCCUCUGUUUGGAAAGUGCCUGAAUAUGUUGAACCCAAAUGGAACCCUGGGAAAACAGAUUUGAAAGGUUCACCCCUUAAUGAACACAAACUAAACAACGAUGUGGUCUGUAAGAAGCCUAAAUUGGUGGCUCCAUUCAACCAGCUUUACAACCAGGUCCGUACUAACCUAUCAUUUAACAAGAACCAGUACAUGAACCAGGAGAAGGAAACCACUGUCACUUGUGCAGAGACUGUACCUUACCUUGUGCGAAAGGAUUUUGACAAACCAGACAACCGGCAGACAAAUCAAGAUGGCAUCUAUUCUAGUUUUUCAGGCUUGCCAAACCUGUUAGUCCAGCUGCAGCAAAGUCAAGGGGAGGAGGAGGAAGUGAAGUCAUAUUCUUUGUUUGGUCCUGAGCAACCAAACAGCUCUAUCUUCAGAUCACCACUGACUGGGCGAUAGGAAUCACUAGAAAACGCCAUGCAUAGAAAAUCUAACCUAGUAAAAGCAGAUACAAAAAUGGUAAAAGAGUAUAUCAAAAGUUAUAGUAUUAAAGUCCAUAUAACCAUUUCCUUUAAGUUUAGUUGAGGUUGUGUUAAUCCUGAGAGUUAUUAAAAUUAAUAAAAUGCA
Molecule: messenger RNA, 1546 nt
Organism: Nematostella vectensis (starlet sea anemone)
Lineage: Eukaryota; Metazoa; Cnidaria; Anthozoa; Actiniaria; Edwardsiidae
Product: capping protein inhibiting regulator of actin dynamics
Exons: 8
Coding region: 221-1378 (385 amino acids)
Source: RefSeq, a predicted model, not a curated record